AUGUUUGACAUCAACGUGCCCACACAAUUCGGCACGGGCACCGUUCGCAUUGCGCUGCCCCCGAGUUCGCUCUUCAGCUUUCCUCCCGCUGCCCUCCCCUCGACCAUCCCUGCGCCACACGUCGACGAGCUGUCAUGGAAGCAACCUUUCAACAUUCCCGAUGAUCUCUAUAAUCAGCUGUUGGACGUGCGGGUACCCAUCACCAUUGCCAGCGUCUAUGCGGUCACGGUCGUCCUGAUCAACCGUAUCAAUAAAAGUCGUGGAUACAAGGCCUAUGGCUUCAGCCACUCGCCCCUCUUCAAGCUUUUCGUUGUGCUGCACAACGUCUUUCUGGCGGUCUACUCGGCAUGGACAUUCAUCGGUAUGUUCCAGGCCUUCGGCGAUGCUUGGGCGGAUCGGAAUCAGCCCAACGGGCUCGUUGGAGUGGUGGACUCGCUGUGCAAGAUCAAUGGACCUCGUGGAUAUGGAAACGCCGCAACCUAUAGCUCGGUCACUGACCAGUGGUCCAUUCCUAACCCGGAGUUCAAACUGACCGGCGGGCUGCCCGACUCCUCGGAUGUGGGCCGCCUGUGGAAUGGCGGCUUGGCCUACUUCGGAUGGAUCUUCUACCUGUCCAAGUUCUACGAAGUUGUCGAUACCGCCAUCAUCCUGGCCAAGGGCAAGAAGAGCUCGACUCUGCAAACCUAUCACCAUGCAGGUGCCAUGAUGUGCAUGUGGGCCGGUAUUCGCUACAUGGCAGCCCCUAUCUGGAUCUUCACUCUCGUCAACUCCGCAAUUCAUGCGAUGAUGUACACUUACUACACUCUCACUGCUCUGCGCAUCCGUGUCCCCAAUGCCAUCAAGCGCAGCUUGACCACUAUGCAAAUCACGCAGUUCGUCUUCGGCACCAACAUGGCCGCUGCUUAUCUGUUCGUCCACUAUACCAUCCCCUAUCCAGUCGGCAGCAGUGCUCUGAAGCACUUGACCAAGGCCGCACCUGCUGUGGCCACCGCCAUGGCUGAAUCCGGCUCCAUUCCCUGGCUCAAGAAGCUCGCUCUGCGUGCGGCUGGUGCCGAGGGCAUCGCCGAGAACGUUGGUGGUGCCGUGACCGCACCUGCCCCCCAGGUUGGCUACACCCAGGAAAUGACCACUUGCGUGGACACCUCCGGUCAAGCUUUCGCCAUCCUCCUCAACGUCUCGUACCUGCUGCCUCUGACCUGGUUGUUCGCGCGCUUCUUUGUGCGAUCUUACAUGAAGCGCAAGGACCCGAAGCAGCCCACUCACAUGGAGGCUGCUGAAAAGGCUGGCAUGGACGCCCUCAAGGGCGUUGGCCGUGAAAUCCGACGCGCCGCAUUUGAGGGCGAGAACAGCGAAAACACAGAGAACACGGACGAGGAGGUUGUCCGCGCGCAAGUGCAGAAGCUUGCUGCUCGGGCAUCUCCUCAGGACUCCCCCAUUCGCACCCGGUCCUCUGCGGCCAACAAGGCCAAGGCCAGUGCUGCUGGCGCCACGGCUACUCCUUCCCGUGAUCGGUCAUCCGACGAGGGCUUCUCGACUGUCCCCGCCAAGAAGGGCGCCAAGAAGCAGACCAAGGGCGACGUGGAGCCCGCUCCUGUCCUGACGGAAGUCCAGGGACAGAACCCCUUUGGCGUUCUUGACAACAACGCUUGA
This is a messenger RNA of Penicillium oxalicum, 1650 nucleotides long. Its product is annotated as elongation of very long chain fatty acids protein. Lineage: Eukaryota; Fungi; Ascomycota; Eurotiomycetes; Eurotiales; Aspergillaceae. Gene Ontology annotation, cellular component: endoplasmic reticulum membrane. The transcript has 2 exons. The record is from RefSeq and is a predicted model, not a curated record. Gene Ontology annotation, biological process: very long-chain fatty acid biosynthetic process; fatty acid elongation, polyunsaturated fatty acid; fatty acid elongation, monounsaturated fatty acid. Gene Ontology annotation, molecular function: fatty acid elongase activity. The coding region runs from base 1 to 1650 and encodes 549 amino acids.